AUUAAUUUUAAGAGCUUUCACUCUAAUUUCCCCAGUAACUUCUAAGCCAAUUCUUCCUGAGACUAUGUCCCAGACGUUUUUCUCUCAGUUCUUCAGUGCGUAUCUCAAUAGCGUACUGCGAACUCGUAGUAGAGCCCUGACUCGACCAGGAAGUGCUCUGAUUCUCUGCACGAAACAGAAGCAAUAACACAAGAAAAACGAACGCGACAGGAAAGACACGCAAGCGGUGGAGGAAACCGCCGCCACGACUCGCUUCGCGCAUGCGCAGGGAUGGUUGUUUUUCACAAAGCUGUUCUUAAAGUGAGCUGGCAGUGUGUAGGCUAGCUGCCUUUGUAAGGAUAUCGCAGCGUUGGGCGGCUGCCGUUGUCUUCUCAGUAAUUCCGAUGAAGCGUUCGUAGGGGACACGCUGAUCUUGUUGUAUAUUUUUAUACACUUCGUUAAAAAUCAUGGUGCUGGGGAAGGUGAAGAGUUUGACAAUAAGCUUUGACUGUCUCAGUAACAGAAAUAUCCCCGUGUAUUCUAGCGGGGACAUAGUCUCAGGAAGAAUUGGCUUAGAAGUUACUGGGGAAAUUAGAGUGAAAGCUCUUAAAAUUAAUGCAAGAGGACAUGCAAAAGUACGUUGGAGCGAAUCUAGAAAUGCUGGAUCCAACACUGCCUACACACAAAAUUACACCGAAGAAGUAGAAUAUUUUAACCAUAAGGACGUUCUAGUCGGGCAUGCAAGAGAUGAUGACAACUCCGAAGAAGGCCUUCACACCAUUCAUUCAGGAAGGCAUGAAUAUGCAUUCAGCUUUGAGCUUCCACAGAUACCACUUGCUACCUCAUUCGAAGGCAAACACGGCAGUGUGCGGUAUUGGGUGAAAGCUGAAUUACAUAGGCCUUGGCUUCUACCAGUAAAAUUAAAGAAGGAAUUUACAGUUUUUGAACAUAUAGAUAUCAACACUCCUUCGUUACUGUCACCCCAAGCAGGCACAAAAGAAAAAACUCUAUGUUGUUGGCUUUGUACCUCAGGCCCAAUAUCUUUAAGUGCCAAAAUUGAAAGAAAGGGCUACAUCCCAGGUGAAUCAAUUCAGAUCUUUGCUGAGAUUGAGAAUUGUUCUUCCCGUAUGGUGGUGCCAAAGGCAACCAUUUACCAAACGCAGGCAUUCUAUGCCAAAGGGAAAAUGAAGGAAGUCAGACAGCUUGUUGCCAACCUCCGUGGGGAAUCCUUGUCAUCUGGCAAAACAGAAACCUGGAAUGGCAAACAGUUGAAAAUUCCACCUGUUUCCCCUUCAAUCCUUGACUGUAGUAUAAUCCGUGUGGAGUAUUCACUGAUGGUAUAUGUUGAUAUUCCAGGAGCUGUGGAUUUAUUCCUUAACUUACCACUGGUCAUUGGUACUAUUCCUCUACAUCCAUUUGGUACCAGAACAUCAAGUGUAAGCAGCCAGGGUAGCAUGGACAUGAAUUGGCUUGGUCUGACUCUGCCUGAAAGACUAGAAGCACCUCCUAGCUAUGCAGAAGUGGUCACAGGGGAAAACAGACAGUCUGGUCUUGCACCUGUAACUGCUUUUGAUGAUUUUCAGAGAGCACUGCAAGGACCAUUAUUUGCAUACAUCCAGGAGUUUCGUUUUCUGCCUCCUCCUCUAUAUUCAGAAGUGCUUCAUGAGGUGCCCUGGCUUCUCCAUCAUGCGAUUUCCUGGAGCUGCCGACCUGGAAGGUAAUUUUUUCUUGGCAACACUUUUCCCUAGUCUAAUACUUCCUGGAAAUUUGCAAAGUGUUGUUUGCCAUUUUAGAAACAUAAUUUUUAAAAAUUUAUAUUUUAAAAAUAAGGUUUCGACUCUGUAACCUCUGCUGCUUCGUAACAUUUUAUAGCAACCACUCAACUGUUUUGCCUGCGUUUAUGUUUAAAUUCUGUGAAUGUAGGUUUUUUAGAAGUUUCAUGUAGAAAAGCAAUGUAUUGGUAUUAAUUUAUGACUUAAGUUUUCUGAAGUUCACAGUUCUUCAACACUUUUGACCUUCACAAAACUAAAAAUGCAACCACCGAAUAACCAUGAAUGAGAUGUAAAUUUCAAAGCUUUUCAGGUUGUUUUUAUUUUCUUUUUCAAGAAAAAGAAGUGAUAUAGGACAAAUGAAAAAAAGUGUCCUCUGGCCAAAUUUUGUCUGAAUUGAUCCACUUUAGGAAAAUAGCAUUAUGUAGCACAAUUCCCCC
Molecule: messenger RNA, 2188 nt
Organism: Catharus ustulatus (Swainson's thrush)
Lineage: Eukaryota; Metazoa; Chordata; Aves; Passeriformes; Turdidae
Product: arrestin domain-containing protein 3-like
Exons: 9
Coding region: 447-1700 (417 amino acids)
Biological process (GO): protein transport
Cellular component (GO): cytoplasm
Source: RefSeq, a predicted model, not a curated record